This is a messenger RNA of Puntigrus tetrazona (Sumatra barb), 1480 nucleotides long. RefSeq lists its product as uncharacterized. The transcript is spliced from 4 exons. NCBI's taxonomy places the organism in Eukaryota, Metazoa, Chordata, Actinopteri, Cypriniformes, Cyprinidae. The record is from RefSeq and is a predicted model, not a curated record. The coding region runs from base 44 to 1321 and encodes 425 amino acids.
AAGUAGCAGAAGCGCAUGCGCGAGAUUAGAGCGAACCAAAACAAUGAACCCUGACACGGUGGCGAGUAGGCAGCUUGCUUUUCGAGUUGUCUGUGCGCUCAUUUGCAGCGGAAAACAGAAACCAAUACAGAUACAGAAACAAAAACAGAAAAAGAAGCGAAUAUGGAAGAGAGAAUGUCCGGGACGUCGCGAGCUGCCUGGGUCGUCUGUUCUUCAGAGAGAGUUGGAGAUGACCGAUGAGAAUGGGUUCGGGGAGCUGCUGCGGAUGACAGCGGAGGAGUUUGAGUUUCUGCUGCAGAUGGUUGGGCCCCUCAUUACCAAGCAGCACACAAAAAUGAGACGGGCGAUAUCCUCAAGAGAUCGCCUAUCUGUGACCUUGCGGUUUUUGGCAACAGGAAAAACAUUUAGUUCCCUCAGUGCGCAAUACAGUAUUGGGGCCAGCACUAUUUCACAGAUAGUCAUGGAGACCUGUGGCGCUCUGUACCAGCUUAUGAAAAAAGACUUCCUGAAGACACCAUCAACAGAGACAGAAUGGCGUGCAGUAGCCCAGGACUUUGAAUCGAAAUGGCAAUUUCCACAUUGCUUGGGUGCGCUUGGUGAAAAACAAAUUUACUUACAGUCUCCGGUAAAAAGUGGCUGCCAUGAUCAUAAUAACAAGGGCAGAUCAUAUGUGACAAUAAUGGCUGCCGUGGAUGCAAAUUACAAGUUCAUCUAUGGCAGUUUGGAAACCCAAGAUAAGGUCUCUGGUGCUGGACGAUUCGCUCACUCCAAUUUGUGUAAAGCGAUGGAUCAGGGUCUGCUGAAUUUUCCUCCACCUGAACCAUUGCCAGACAGUGACAUCAUGAUGCCAUACAUGUUUGUGGGCGAUGAGCGGCAUCCUUUACGGCCGGAUCUCAUGAAGCCAUAUCCAAAUAAACAGAUGGACCACAGUCAGGGGAUACUGAACUAUCGUCUUUCAAGGGCACGCAGAGUUGCAGAAAAUGCAUUCAGCAUUCUAGCAAACAGGUUAAAGGUUUUCAGGAGCACCAUAUUCUUGGAGCCGGACAAAGUGGAGAAGAUCACCAUGGCCUCUAUAUGCAUCCAUAACUUCCUCUGUGAGCGCAGGUCUGAGGCAUAUAUACCUCAACCCUUCGCAUGUUUGAAGAAUGAAGACCACAGCAUAGUUGAGGGAACCUGGAGGAAUCAAGGGCAUGGGUCUUGUCAGCCACUCAAGCAAAGAGGGGAACACAAGUUAGUUACGCCAGAAAUGCAACGAAACCUUCUGCGCGACUAUUUUGUCUCGCCGGCAGGUUGCAUUGCUUCACAAGAUGAACACGUUUAGCAUUGUGGGAAUGUUGGACUAGUAUUUUGUAGUGGAGAACAUUGCAUUGCUAAGAGUUUAAUGUACAUACUAUUUAAAAAGCGAUAUAAAUGUGCUGUAAGGUCAACAUUGCUUAUGCCUUUUACAAAAGUAAAAUAAAAUCAAACUUGUUUACAUAAA